Messenger RNA from Sus scrofa (pig), 5253 nucleotides. The record is from RefSeq and is a predicted model, not a curated record. Lineage: Eukaryota; Metazoa; Chordata; Mammalia; Artiodactyla; Suidae.
AAGGCAGCCUCCAGCAGCCUCUGCUCACUUCCCCCCCACCCCCGUCCUUUCCCUCUGUCCCUUUGUCCCUCCACCGUCCCUCCAUCAUGGGGUCCACCUCGGGUCCCAGGCUGCUGCUGCUGCUCCUGACCAGCCUCCCCCUAGCCCUGGGGGAUCCCAUUUACACCAUAAUCACCCCCAACGUCCUGCGUCUGGAGAGUGAGGAGAUGGUGGUGUUGGAGGCCCACGAAGGGCAAGGGGAUAUUCGGGUUUCGGUCACCGUCCAUGACUUCCCGGCCAAGAGACAGGUGCUGUCCAGCGAGACCACGACGCUGAACAACGCCAACAACUACCUGAGCACCGUCAACAUCAAGAUCCCGGCCAGCAAGGAGUUCAAAUCAGAGAAGGGGCACAAGUUCGUGACCGUUCAGGCGCUCUUUGGGAACGUCCAGGUGGAGAAGGUGGUGCUGGUCAGCCUUCAGAGCGGGUACCUCUUCAUCCAGACGGACAAGACUAUCUACACCCCAGGCUCCACGGUCCUCUAUCGGAUCUUCACCGUUGACCACAAGCUGCUGCCCGUGGGCCAGACCAUUGUCGUCACCAUUGAGACCCCUGAAGGCAUUGACAUCAAACGGGACUCCCUGUCAUCCCACAACCAGUUUGGCAUCUUGGCUUUGUCUUGGAACAUCCCAGAGCUGGUCAACAUGGGGCAGUGGAAGAUCCGAGCCCACUAUGAGGAUGCUCCCCAGCAAGUCUUCUCUGCUGAGUUUGAGGUGAAGGAAUAUGUGCUGCCCAGUUUUGAGGUCCAAGUGGAGCCUUCAGAGAAAUUCUACUACAUCGAUGACCCAAAUGGCCUAACUGUCAACAUCAUUGCCAGGUUCUUGUACGGGGAGAGUGUGGAUGGAACAGCUUUCGUCAUCUUUGGGGUCCAGGACGGUGACCAGAGGAUUUCAUUGUCUCAGUCCCUCACCCGUGUUCCGAUCAUUGAUGGGACGGGGGAAGCCACGCUGAGCCAAGGGGUCUUGCUGAAUGGAGUACAUUAUUCCAGUGUCAAUGACUUGGUGGGAAAAUCCAUAUAUGUAUCUGUCACUGUCAUUCUGAACUCAGGCAGCGACAUGGUGGAGGCAGAGCGCACCGGGAUCCCCAUCGUGACCUCCCCCUAUCAGAUCCACUUCACCAAGACCCCCAAGUUCUUCAAACCCGCCAUGCCCUUCGACCUCAUGGUGUAUGUGACGAACCCCGACGGCUCCCCUGCCCGCCACAUCCCGGUGGUGACUGAGGACUUCAAAGUGAGGUCCUUAACCCAGGAGGACGGUGUGGCCAAACUGAGCAUCAACACACCCGACAACCGGAAUUCCCUGCCCAUCACCGUACGCACUGAGAAGGACGGUAUCCCAGCUGCACGACAAGCGACCAAGACCAUGCACGUCCUACCCUACAACACCCAGGGUAACUCCAAGAACUACCUCCACCUCUCUGUGCCCCGCGUGGAGCUCAAGCCAGGGGAGAAUCUCAAUGUUAACUUCCACCUGCGCACGGACCCCGGCUACCAAGACAAGAUCCGAUACUUUACCUACCUGAUCAUGAACAAGGGCAAGCUGUUGAAGGUGGGACGCCAGCCGCGCGAGUCUGGCCAGGUCGUGGUGGUGCUGCCCUUGACCAUCACGACGGACUUCAUCCCUUCCUUCCGCCUGGUGGCUUAUUACACCCUGAUUGCUGCCAAUGGCCAGAGGGAGGUGGUGGCCGAUUCCGUAUGGGUGGAUGUCAAGGACUCAUGUGUGGGCACGCUGGUGGUAAAAGGUGGCGGGAAGCAAGACAAGCAGCAUCGGCCUGGGCAACAGAUGACCCUGGAGAUCCAGGGUGACCGAGGGGCCCGAGUGGGGCUGGUGGCCGUGGACAAGGGCGUGUUUGUGCUGAAUAAGAAAAACAAAUUGACCCAGCGUAAGAUCUGGGAUGUCGUGGAGAAGGCAGACAUUGGUUGCACACCAGGCAGUGGAAAGGACUUUGCCGGCGUCUUCACAGAUGCAGGGCUGGCCUUCAAGAGCAGCAAGGGCCUACAGACUCCCCAGAGGGCAGAUCUUGAGUGUCCGAAACCAGCCGCCCGCAAACGCCGUUCCGUGCAGCUCAUGGAGAAAAGGAUGGACAAACUGGGUCAGUACAGCAAGGAGCUGCGCAGAUGCUGUGAGCAUGGCAUGCGGGACAACCCCAUGAAGUUCUCGUGCCAGCGCCGGGCUCAGUUCAUCCAGCAUGGUGAUGCCUGCGUGAAGGCCUUCCUGGACUGCUGCGAAUACAUCGCAAAGCUGCGGCAGCAGCACAGCCGCAACAAGCCCCUGGGGCUGGCCAGGAGUGACCUGGAUGAAGAAAUAAUCCCAGAGGAAGACAUCAUUUCCAGAAGCCAGUUCCCCGAGAGCUGGCUGUGGACCAUUGAGGAGUUUAAAGAACCAGACAAAAAUGGAAUCUCCACCAAGACCAUGAAUGUGUUUUUAAAAGACUCCAUCACCACUUGGGAGAUUCUGGCUGUGAGCUUGUCGGACAAGAAAGGGAUCUGCGUGGCUGACCCCUAUGAGGUUGUGGUGAAGCAAGAUUUCUUCAUCGAUCUGCGUCUCCCCUACUCCGUUGUGCGCAAUGAGCAGGUGGAGAUCCGAGCUAUCCUCUAUAACUACAGGGAGGCAGAGGAUCUCAAGGUCAGGGUGGAACUGCUCUACAAUCCAGCUUUCUGCAGCCUGGCCACCGCCAAGAAGCGCCACCAACAGACUCUAACGGUCCCAGCCAAGUCCUCAGUGCCCGUGCCUUACAUCAUUGUGCCCUUGAAGACUGGCCUCCAGGAGGUGGAGGUCAAGGCCGCCGUCUACAACCACUUCAUCAGUGAUGGUGUCAAGAAGACCCUGAAGGUCGUGCCAGAAGGAAUGAGAGUCAACAAAACUGUGGUCACUCGCACACUGGAUCCAGAACAUAAGGGCCAACAGGGAGUGCAACGAGAGGAAAUCCCACCUGCGGAUCUCAGCGACCAAGUCCCAGACACGGAGUCAGAGACCAAGAUCCUCCUGCAAGGGACCCCGGUGGCCCAGAUGGUAGAGGAUGCCAUCGACGGGGACCGGCUGAAGCACCUCAUCCAAACCCCCUCCGGCUGUGGGGAGCAGAACAUGAUCGGCAUGACGCCCACAGUCAUCGCUGUGCACUACCUGGACAGCACCGAACAAUGGGAGAAGUUCGGCCUGGAGAAGAGGCAGGAAGCCUUGGAGCUCAUCAAGAAGGGGUACACCCAGCAACUGGCCUUCAGACAAAAGAACUCAGCCUUUGCCGCCUUCCAGGACCGGCUGUCCAGCACCUGGCUGACAGCCUAUGUGGUCAAGGUCUUCGCUAUGGCAGCCAACCUCAUCGCCAUCGACUCCCAGGUCCUCUGUGGGGCCGUCAAAUGGCUGAUCCUGGAGAAGCAGAAGCCUGAUGGAGUCUUCGAGGAGAAUGGGCCCGUGAUACACCAAGAAAUGAUUGGUGGCUUCAAGAACACUGAGGAGAAAGACGUGUCCCUGACAGCCUUUGUUCUCAUCGCGCUGCAGGAGGCUAAAGACAUCUGUGAACCACAGGUCAAUAGCCUGUUGCGCAGCAUCAAUAAGGCAAGAGACUUCCUCGCAGACUACUACCUAGAAUUAAAAAGACCAUAUACUGUGGCCAUUGCUGGUUAUGCCCUGGCUCUAUCUGACAAGCUGGAUGAGCCCUUCCUCAACAAACUUCUGAGCACAGCCAAAGAAAGGAACCGCUGGGAGGAACCUGGCCAGAAGCUCUACAAUGUGGAGGCCACAUCCUACGCCCUCUUGGCUCUGCUGGUAGUCAAAGACUUUGACUCUGUCCCUCCUAUUGUGCGCUGGCUCAAUGAGCAGAGAUACUACGGAGGUGGCUAUGGAUCUACCCAGGCCACUUUCAUGGUGUUCCAAGCCUUGGCCCAAUACCAGAAGGAUGUCCCUGAUCACAAGGAUCUGAACCUGGAUGUGUCCAUCCACCUGCCCAGCCGCAGCGCUCCAGUCAGGCAUCGUAUCCUCUGGGAAUCUGCUAGCCUUCUGCGGUCAGAAGAGACAAAAGAAAAUGAGAGAUUCACAUUAAUAGCUGAAGGGAAAGGGCAAGGCACCUUGUCGGUAAGAAACGAGGACCCAUACCUGCUGGACUCACUGCCUUUCCUAGACUCCUCUGCCCCCGAGGCACCCUUUCCUCCCCAAGUCAAGUGGGCUGACACCUUGUCUCCCUUCCCAUCUCACCAGGUGGUGACCAUGUACCACGCCAAGACCAAAGGCAAAACCACCUGCAAGAAGUUUGACCUCAAGGUUUCCAUACAUCCAGCCCCUGAACCAGUGAAGAAGCCUCAGGAAGCCAAGAGCUCCAUGGUCCUUGACAUCUGUACCAGGUACCUUGGAAACCAGGAUGCCACUAUGUCAAUCCUGGAUAUAUCCAUGAUGACUGGCUUCUCUCCUGAUACUGAAGACCUCAAACUGCUGAGCACUGGUGUGGACAGAUACAUCUCUAAGUAUGAGCUGAACAAAGCCCUCUCCAACAAAAACACCCUCAUCAUCUACCUGGACAAGAUCUCACACACCCUGGAGGACUGUAUAUCCUUCAAAGUUCACCAGUACUUUAAUGUGGGGCUUAUACAGCCUGGGUCAGUCAAGGUGUACUCCUAUUACAACCUGGAUGAGUCUUGCACCCGGUUCUACCACCCCGAGAAGGAGGACGGGAUGCUAAACAAACUCUGCCACAAAGAAAUGUGUCGCUGUGCUGAGGAGAACUGCUUCAUGCACCAUGACGAAGAGGAGGUCACCCUGGACGACCGGCUGGAAAGGGCCUGCGAGCCCGGCGUGGACUAUGUGUACAAGACCAGACUUCUCAAGAAGGAGCUGUCAGAUGACUUUGACGAUUACAUCAUGGUCAUCGAGCAGAUCAUCAAAUCAGGCUCCGAUGAAGUGCAGGUUGGACAGGAGCGCAGGUUCAUCAGCCACAUCAAAUGCAGAGAAGCCCUCAAACUAAAGGAGGGGGGACACUACCUUGUGUGGGGAGUCUCCUCCGACCUGUGGGGAGAGAAACCCAACAUCAGCUACAUCAUUGGGAAGGACACCUGGGUGGAGCUGUGGCCUGAUGGUGAUGUAUGCCAAGAUGAGGAGAACCAGAAACAGUGCCAGGACCUGGCCAACUUCUCUGAGAACAUGGUCGUCUUUGGUUGCCCCAACUGAUGCCACUCCCCCACAGUCUACCCAAUAAAGCUCCAGUUAUCUUUCACAUUUCCCCCCA